GAAACUUUCGCCCACGUCCCCCCUUCGUUCGGUCCACGUGCGUCGUCUCGAAAACCGUUGUCUUUGUCGGAAGUUGCUCACUCUGAGGUGGUGCUCCGGGCAAGCGUGAACACCGGGGCCGUCUGUGAUUUCCCAAACGCGAUUUUGAGCAUCUUUGACUCAGCAGGUGGGUGGAAACGAGGAAAAAAAAGGGGGAAAAGCCCCUAUAGACGGACAAUUGACGCACGUGGUGUGACGUUUUAUGACCGAAGACGCUCCGUAGACGCUCCGUGUCUGAUGCAAUAUUGUACCUGCGUAGCUGCCGUUUAUAUCUGACUAUUUGCCAGCUUAUUUAAUUCAGGUUUUAUCAUCUUUUCGCAGCAACGGUAAGCCUAACAUGUGUUUAUAUUUCGUUAUUUAUGAUGACAAAGAACCGACCAUAUUUGACAUCCUUUUCACACUCAUCCUGUCCGUAUUGAUUUGUCCUCAUCUCGGGGUUAUAACACGUAAUGCUGAUGUCCGUGUGUUAUUUCUGCUGUUUUCGUAUAGAAAUGCGUUUUAUUUCCUUUUUUCAUUCAUGUCUUGCAUGUCUGAAUGAUGUCAUGGAUUAUAACUAACGUGGUACUACUAUUCAAGGGAAGCAUUGAGCUCAUCAGUCCUUUAUCCUUAUCGAUUAUACGAUUAUUUUAAUAACGAACAAGGUAAUUUAAAGAUUACUAUGUAAACAGAAAAUGUAUUAAGGAAAAAUAUUGAAAAAUUUCCGGUUGAGCAGCUGCUGUCGGUUAAUCAGUUUGCCCUUCAAAACAGCAAGUCAUCGAUCAUUACGUGCUUCUAAAGAUGACUGUUCACUUUUGCGAUCAAAGCCACAUAUAAUUUAUCCGAUUAAUCACUUCGCCUGAACUGGUUCGAAGACGUUUGAAAAGCGCUGUUUUGUCUCACUACGGGGUUCAGAAAUCUUCAAUGUAAUGUUGAGCAUAUGUUAAGGCACUGAGACAUUAAACUUCUGAAAUUGGAACCUGUUUAGUCGAUCGAAUUAAUCGAUUAAUCAUCAAAUUUAACAGUUGCAUUUUUUAUCUUUACGUCUAGAAAGUUUUUCUCCUGACUUCUACAGAACAUUCCAACACAAUCAAGAUCUACUGAAUCAUUGAUUUUAUAUUUAUUUUUAAUCGCUUAAGUCAUUAAAUCAAUCAAUAAAUCAUCCAUUUAGUUGCAGUAAUCGCACUGAAUUGUUUAUUUUUGUCACCCCUCAUGUUUUACUACCUCAGGGGUUAUCACUUGUUUUACAACAGUGUGUUAUAAUUAGGCCUCCUAACCAUGCGGUGCAUUUUUAGAUCUCCAUGCCUGCUCUUUUACAUUGUGUGUCCACUAGCAGCAUUCCUGCUUUUCACAUUUGCAACACCAUUUGUUAUGGGUGAGUGACUAUCUAUAGUUCACUCUCCUUGUGCUUUCCAGCUGAUACUUUGCUUGUGUUUGUUGCUGGCAGAGCAUUUAACAAUGAUUAAAAAUGUGCCACUUUUUGCAUAGCAUGAAUCUAUAGGAGCUGUUGUUUCUCCGGAGAACUUAACAUACCGAUGCAGAUUACAACUUAAGCAGGGUCUGAUUUGGUUAAAAAUGUUCUGGAGAUUUUCACAAGUUUUGGUUCUGAGUCACCGGGUUCACAUCAGGUAUUUUUUCCUCCCCCAGUCCAGAAGAUUUUUGAGGAUUUGUUUUUUGGCAACUGUAUCGUGUACUUCUCAAAGUUCUCAUUAACUUCUCCUGGUAGACUCCCCUGCCUGGGCUUAUUGCCACAUGUGCUCUGAGGGAGGAUCAUAUUCCCCCCCGUUGAACCCUGCGAGUCCUCCACAUACCUCCGACUCUUUCCCACAUUAACCACAGCAGUUGUAGCCAUGAAACCUCAACCAGUAACUUGGCCGCACAGGUCCGGUAUCAAGAGUCAAAGUUGCACGUGGGCAGGAAAAGGUUAUCACCUUAACCAGGAUUGGUUUCGGCAUCUUCUGUCAGUGCAACACUCGAGACAAAUCAUGAAAAAGCGUCUGUCCGCAGUGAUUGUUGUUUCCAAAGGUGGAGUCAGAGUCAACAGAACAUUUUAUUUAACGGGGCGUCACUAACUCUAAAGCAACACAUCCCUGAGCAGUUUUUCCCUCCCAUGCAGCGCUGUUUGCUUAAGAGGAUGUAGUUGGAUCACAGCGUCUGAACUGCUGGAGUCUGAGAGGGGCCCGGGUUUGAAACAGCUGGCCUUUGUGUGUGCACUGUGUAUUAGUGAAGGUUCAUGUGCUGCCAGGUCCAGCGGAUAGAGGGGAAAACAAAUAGAUGUUUUCAUAAGAUCUGAGUUGAGAUCUGUUGACGCUAAAGGGUUGAGGAGCAUCUUGUUGCAUUUUGUUGUUUUUAAGUCAUGAGAAUAAAGUUGAGACUGCUCUACACGGUAGGGGGGACAAAAACACUUGGAUAUGGAUCAGCAGAUGUUCAUUUUAAAUUAGGGCUGGGCGAUAUAAAGUUUAUCACGAUAUAAAAAAAUCACUUGUCAAUCUUAAAUGUGUGUUCCCUGUUACUCUUAAAUGAAAUGUAACAGUGUUAUUGGUCGCAUGUCUGUUGCAAUACAAUAAGCUACUGCACUACUGGUCUUUUUGUCUCUUUGACGUUUUGUUGUAAGACGUUGUGCUAGAGAAAGCAGACUGGAUGGUCAGUUCAGCGCGGCGCGGACCUGAAGCAACUCCCCUUUUCAUUGGCUUGUCGUAUAGUCUACUAAAACAUGGCAGAAUACCAACUAUCGAAAAGUAUAUUGACCAUGUUUCAUAUCAAUAUUAAAAGAAAUUAGUUUUUGAUAUAUAUCAUUAUCGCUUUAUCGCCCAGCCCUAUGUCAAAUGAUCCCUUGGUUUCAUGGCUUAUAAAGGGAAAAUUUUGAUCAUAUCAUCCCCAAGAUGCGUUUUGAUUUUAUAACGUCUUUGUCCAUGUUUGUGUCCCCAUCAAAGCCCAACAUUAAAAUAGCAAGAAGCCAAGAAAAAGCCCAGCUACAAGUUUGGUAGGAACUUCAAAAAGGUCAUUUCUUCCAAGUUAAGUCUGAGGAUGCGUAUGUAUAUCGGUAUGACGUACCUUAUUUUUCGCACUAUAAGGCGCACCUGAUUAUAAGGCGCAUCAUCAAUGAACGCAUCUAUUCACAUCUAUUUUCAUACAUAAGGCGCACCGGAUUAUAAAGCGCAUUAAGCCAAAAAAUUCAGUCCGAUAAGUCAAACUUUAUUUAACUCAAUAACUCUGCGAGGCUACGGUAGCUGCAGUGCUCGGAUAAGCCAAAAGGAUUUUAAGUGCUCCUUAUAGUGCGAAAAAUAUGGUAAUCUAUGUAAUAGGGGUGGGAGAAAAAAUCGAUUCACAUAAGUAUCGUGAAUUUAUGUUUACAAUUUUUUGUCGUUUUUUUAUGUUCAAAAAUGGUUUUUUUUUUUCCAAAUAUAAGAAUAUUGUUUAAGAAUAUUGAACAAUGUUUCACUGAUGUUAAAAAUGCAGACUAAAAAUUGAGAAAAUCUACAAUAUCGUAGAAUCGUGAUUUAAAUUGAAUUGGCAUCCAAAAGCAUAUCGUCCAGCCCUACUAUGUAACAAGUGUCACAGAUAUGAGUUGGAAACAGCCAAUAUCAACCAUUAUCUUCUCUGAGACACAUUUCAGCUCGAUGUUUUAUGUGUUUCUAUAAAACUGUUUACAUUUUGGUACAUCCAGGGAAAAUCAGAGUCAUACUACGGUAUGGAUCCUGAUUUUAGUUCACUCACUAUAGUCAUAACAAUGGUUGUAAUUUACAUACAUUUAUGGCUCCUCUAUACCACCUUGUUGCCAGGAGCUUUAGAUAAAGAUAAGGUGUAACUCCUGGUUAUACAUUUGUGACUUUUACAACAUUUUAUAACUGUAAAUAACCAUCUAAAGAGUUAUUUUGAGGUUUAUGUGCACAAACAGAGAGAUAAUCUAAACACACAGAGGUGUGAACUUGCAUUUGAACGCGUACGUGUCUGUGAGUAAAUAUUAGGAACUGAAAGUGGAGUUAUGACGCAGCCAUUACUAUUUAGUGAGUACGUGUCUUUUGUUUUGUUUGAACAGUGAUUGACUGAUGCAAUACAAGCAGAAGCUCAAUCAGCCUAACGUGUAUUUCCCCUUCACUGACUUCUGUUUUCUCAGGAAGCUCUGAUGAAAUCUGAGUCGACCUUACUCAUUGGUUUGAUCAUCAUGACUUGGAAAAAUGUUAAACAGGGAGUCCUGCCAGUAAAGGGAGCUUUUUUCUGUUAGUUAUUACAUGACUCAGCAUUAAUAGUAGAAAGGAGUGGUUCUGUUUGUUUUCUGCGGGUCCUGCUUACAUAACCGUUUGGCAAGAACUUGGUGGGUUCAACUUUUGCCCUUUUUUUUCUGGCAGAUCAGACGAUAGCUUGUCUCUUAAUAUGUGUACACUUUUUGAUUUCUGCACUCUUUUUGUUGGCUAACGUAGCUGCUAAUGGUGAUUUGGUGAUAAGCUGCUUAUUCAAAAUAAAACCAAACUGCACCAUUUUUUCUGGAAGUUUAAACUCUCUGAUAUCCUGGAUUCUUGCAGUUUUAACGUAUAAAAGUAUGAUUUUAUUUUUAACACUGUGUCAUGUCUUUGUUCAGGGUAAGUCAUGCCGUCAGUUCCCUCCACCAAAGAGGCCGUGGUCAAGGCCCCCGUGUGCCCCCAUUCUGCCAAGCUGCUCAACCACACCAACGGAGACGCCAAACUCCACGAGGGCCCGUUCCCGCUGAACGGGGUCGACAAGCUGCACUCAGUUGAACCCGAAGAAACCAACAGGACCAUUCAGAUCAACACAAAGAACGCCAGUCCCGAGAGGAAAUGGAUCCGGCCCGACCUGCCGAGCCGCUGCAAGUGGAGCCUGGGAGCCUCGAAGGCCGACAACCCUCACACACAAGUUCCACGGUGAGUCUGAUCUUUAAAGCCGUUUAAGUAUGGGCAUUAAGUGUUAUUAUGUCGAUGUUUCUAUUCAAGGCAGCGUAAACCAGUUUCUUUUAACCCCUGGAGAAUGCUACCCGACAAAAAGAAGGGAUGAAGACUCCUUAAACCUGUGAAACAAGUGUCAUUGUCUUCAAAAAAAACAACUAAGAGUGUUUCCUCCCUGCAGAGUUUCUUCAUGCUCUGUCGUCUUAUCUCUAAGGGUGUAUCUGUUUACUAAAACCUUGAUUACUCCAUCAGAACUGUUGCUCCCACCAUCCUCCCAAACAUCCUGCACAGGAUCGGAGACACUCCUCUGGUGCGCAUCAACAAGAUUCCCAAAACGUUCGGACUCAAAUGUGAAAUACGUGAGUCACCCAGAGCACAAGCACAAACACGUCCUCUUAAUCUGACAUGAAGUGCGAUUGUUGGUUACGUCUGAAUCACUGAUAUCCUGUAAACAUGAGGGUCACGGUCCAGGAUUUGUUUAAUUUUUACUCUGUUUUUGGCGUGUGUCUCCAGUGGCAAAGUGCGAGUACUUCAACGCCGGCGGCAGCGUCAAGGACAGGAUCAGCCUGAGGAUGGUGGAGGACGCCGAGAGAUCCGGACUCCUCAAACCUGGAGACACGAUCAUCGAGCCCACAUCUGGAAACACUGGUAACAGAAUCAGUCAAUGUGUUGCAACAGUGGAAAGUUAUUUAGAGUUAUGAAUGAUGUGAUUAAACUCUUGUUUCCUGAAGGGUUGUGAAAUGUUUUGGUCUUUUUCUUAAAGGGAUCGGUCUGGCGCUGGCUGCAGCUGUGAAAGGAUACCGCUGCAUCAUCGUCAUGCCUGAAAAAAUGAGCAUGGAGAAGGUACGACUUUUUAGUUGUUAUCAAAGUUCCUCUUCCUCCAAAUAUGCACAUUUACAUUUUGAAAAAUUUUGUUCCUACCUCUGAUCACAUGAUCACAGGGAAUGGUAGUCAGGGGUAAACAAACAUGUAAAAGAGCUGUGAACAGAGUUGUCGGGUUAUAGUUAAAUCAUGUGAAUAUUCAAUAUUUAAAGAAGCUAAAAUGACCUACUUAAUGACCUACUUCUGCAAAAAAAGUGCCUAGUUUGUUCAAGUCCCAAAAAGAUUUUAAAAAGUCUUAACAUUUGCUUGAAGAAGUGUGUAUGAACCCCAUUUGGCGCCCUCUUGUGGUCAAAGCAGUCCUUGCUUAGAUUGUUUUCUCUUGUAAUCUCAUCCUGUUGACUUUCAACACACAAAUUUACAAUUAAUUAUGACAUUUUAAUUUAGAAACUGUGAAACAAAACCAUUCUUGAAGCUGUUUGGCGAACACCUACCCUCCCACACACAUUUCAAGCGUUAAAAAUAUGUUACUAUCAUCACUGAUCUUCUCACGGAUGGUCUUGCUGGUUUUUUUUCAUCAUAAAAAAACAUCCAUAUGAAUUUCAGUCAAUUUCAUAAACAUCAAAAAAACUCCUCACUGGAGCUUUAAAGCAGCGAAGCAUGCCAUUGGUGCAUGCUCUGAUAUCCUGGCGGUCAAAAACAACCAGCUGCGCUCUAUCACAACACUAAAAUCAAACAUGUCAAAGUAACAAGAAGGAGGCCUCUGUUUUAAAUCUGCAGUUUGUUUAUGUCAAAGUCCAAGUUCAAACUUGUGUGAACCUCAAGGCUGUAAAAAAAAGCCUCUCUGACACCCCUCUGUGCAAACAUGUUGCACAAUAAGAUAACAACAUGAAGUGUUUUCGUUACUCCGAGCUUUCUGUUUCACCACAUUUCUUAUCUAGAUUAAAAAUCUCAACGCUCGAGGGCUUUUAUAUGAUUAUAAUGAAUACAAAAUAUUAUAUAACAUGUAUUAUAUGAUAUUAUAUCAUUAUACAGCAUCGUACAAAGAGGAGACGUAUCAGUCGAAUAAUAGUAACUUUAAAUUCUGAACUACCACAUAAGAUAAUCACCAUUAAGACUGACAAUUUCUAUUUUUUGACAGCAGGCUGAGGUGGUUGUCCUUUUUUAAACUUUCUCCACAAAUAAAAGUCACUUUAAGUUAUAGACUUAGAUCGCUAAAAGAAACCAGGAGAACAUUUUUGUCAGAAAACACAAUAAAUGUGUCCACAAGAGGGCGCCAAAUCAACCGAGGUGGACAGAGGGGGUCCACUUUAAAUUAUAUCAAGUGUAUCUUUCACUGACAAAAAGCAGUUUUUCUGCACAUAAAUUAGCAGUAUAUUUUGAGACAGGUUGUUUUUAAGAAAAGGGAUUCAAAUAUUGGUAUAAAUCAGUAUCACUGUAUUUUGUCUUAUCUGUGUCCUUGUCCGCCUUCCAGGUGGAUGUCCUGAGAGCUCUCGGAGCCGAAAUCGUCCGUACACCCACCAGCGCUCGCUUUGAUUCACCAGAGUCUCACGUCGGCGUCGCCUGGCGCCUCAAAAACGAGAUCCCCAACUCCCACAUCCUGGACCAGUACCGCAACCCGAGCAAUCCUCUGGCUCACUACGACACCACAGCAGAGGAGAUCCUGGAGCAGUGUGACGGUGCGAAAAACACUUUUAAUAUAUCAAAAACUCUUACGAUAUCAUUUUUAUUUGCUGACAGAAUCUUAUUUUUCCUGAACUUCUCCUCCUCACAGGUAAAGUGGACAUGCUGGUGGCAGGAGCCGGCACAGGAGGGACCAUCACAGGCAUCGCCCGCAAACUGAAGGAGCGAUGCCCCAACAUCAAAGUGAGCAUCUGCCUUUCCGUCCAUGACUGAAGAAGAAGAAGAGGUACAAAAGCCCGGAAAGAGUUUUUAAUAUCGAAUGAUUUUCUUCUUGGUACAGAUUGUUGGAGUCGACCCUGAAGGCUCCAUCCUGGCUGAGCCCGAUGAGCUGAACAAGACCAACAAAACCCAGUAUGAGGUGGAGGGUAUCGGGUACGACUUCAUCCCCACCGUGCUUGACAGAUCUGUGAGUUCAAGUGUCUUUUUCUCCUCUCCUCGAAUGAUCGCUCUGCUUAAGAUAACGUCACAUAACCUGCUUUUAUUUCAUCCUCAGGUUAUAGAUUAUUGGUACAAGUCCAACGACGAGGAGUCCUUCAACAUGUCCCGCAUGCUGAUCAGAGACGAGGGCUUGCUGUGCGGUAAGUGUUUGCCUCUGAUAUCAACAGCUCGCGUGUAAACGUACACAGACAGACUUUGACAAUGAAGGCAAACUCUUCUCUGUAACAGGAGGCAGCUCUGGGACGGCGAUGGCAGCAGCUGUGAACGUGGCCAAAGAGCUGAAGGAGGGCCAGCGCUGCGUGGUCAUCCUGCCAGACUCCAUCCGUAACUACAUGUGAGCAUCAUUUUUAAACCUCAAAACUUUUGUCGUUGUCGUUUUCUUCCGCUUCAUCUGGGUCUGGGUCGCUUCCAGGCCAGGCGAGAGAUAUAAUCCCUCCACCUGGUCCUGGGCCGGCCACGAGGUCUCCUCCGGGUGGGACAUGUCUGGAACACCUCUAACAGGAGGCAUCUAGAAGGCUUCCUAACCAGAUGCCCGAGGCCACCUUAGCUGACUCCUCUCGACGUGGAGGAGCAGCAGUUCUACUCUGAGCGCCUCCCUAUCUCUAAGGCUGAGCCCGGCCGCCCUGCGAAGGAAACCCAUUUCAGCCGCUUGUAUCCGCGAUCUCGUUCUUUCAGUCAUUACCCAAAGUUCAUGGCCAUAGGUGAGGGUCGGCACGUAGAUCAACUGGUAAAUUGAGAGUCUCACCUUACGGCUCAUCUCUUUCUUCACCACGACUGAUCGGUUUAGCGUCCGCAUCACUGCUGACGCCGCUCCAAUCCGCCUGUCGAUCUCCCGCUCCAUCCUACCCUCACUCCUGAACAAGAUCCCGAGAUACUUGACGUUCAAGCUGUUCAAGUAAACAGAAAGAUAAUCUUGUUUUCUCUCUUCACUCUUAAGGUCUAAAUUCCUGAAUGACAAGUGGAUGGUCCAGAAGGGUUUCCUGAGUGAGGAGGACCUCAUGGUGAAGAAACCAUGGUAUGUUCUCAUUAGACGGUGAAUUUGUCCUUUUGCUGAAGUCUCCUUCCGUCACAGGUUUUGUAAAACUGUUUUGUUUUUAUAAAGGUGGUGGAACCUGAAGCUGCAGGGCCUGAACCUGUCCGCCCCGCUCACCGUCCUGCCCACCGUGAGCUGCCAGAAGACCAUCAAGAUCCUGAAGGAGAAAGGCUUCGACCAGGCGCCUGUCGUGGACGAGGCUGGGUGAGUAGAGAGAAAAAACAACUUCAAAUAUAACUUUAACACUCCGCUGAGGCUUGAACUUUGACCUCUGUGUGUAUUUGUGUGUGUGUGUGUGUAUACAGGUUGAUCCUGGGCAUGGUGACUCUAGGGAACAUGUUGGCCUCUAUUCUGGCGGGGAAGAUCAGGCUGUCCGAUCCAGUCAGCAAAGUCCUCUACAAACAGUUCAAACAGGUCAGACACCAAUGAAAGGAGCUUUUUUUUUUCAAGUUUUGAAAAAAAUUCAACAUUUUGUACAUUUUUACGUGAUCAAAAACAUUUAAAGCCUCUUUUGUCGAGUUUCUUUUGUAUCUAUAACGAGCUUUUUUCACCGUGUUACCCUUUUUAGAUCCGUCUGACUGAUAAUUUGGGGAAGUUGUCCCGUAUCCUGGAGACCGAUCACUUCGCUCUCGUGGUUCAUGAACAGAUUCAAUGUAAGUGAAACGCACACAAAUACCCACAAACUUGUAUGUACUUUUAGUUCUGCAGCUGAUGACUGCAUUGUGUGCGCAAUGUUAGCUUUGGCGCCCCCUUGUGGAAGUAUAAAAUACGCACUUUAUUUCACACCAUGAUGAAAUGAUCAUAAUAGUGAUAGUAGGUAUAAACUUGAUCAUCAGUUCAUAUUCAGACUGUUAUUUUGCGACUGAGUGCGUGUGCAGGGUCAGUGUCUCCCCCAAGGACGCUCUUGUUGACCGCGGCGUGAGAACACGGCGCUCCGCCGCUCCUUCACAUUUAUGAUAAGACAGGCGUAGCUCGGUCAGCUGACUUGCUACUGAUUGUUAUUUUCUGAUAUGUGAAGGUCAAAGUCAAGCUGCACCCCAAACAAGGCUGCGUUUGGUAGAAAUCUGACCCUUUCAAAAUAAAAGCUGAAACAGAAAGCAAAAAGUUGUUAAUUUAUUGUUACUGUUAUUAAUUCUCCAUUUGAUUGUAGAUGCGUCAUCUAUUCCAGGUUAUCAGCAUUUCCUUUUCCCUUCAGCAGCUGUAUAAUAACAAUUAAAAAAAGCCCUGAUUUGAUGCUACAGGGAGGCGUAUCCGGUCAAAGCUUGGCACACUCUUAUCUUUUACAUCCUGCGUAAUUGCUCUCAUUCACCUCUCAUGAACCUGCUGAAGGUUAUUGUCGUCCAAGCUGCACAGGAGGGAUUUGGCUGUUACACAUCAUCCCCAUAUGAUGGUUAAAUCCAAACUGUUCAUGGUGGGAGUUUGCCAAAAAAAAAACACAAAUACCAUCAACAUUACUCCAAGUGUUACAAAAUGAGGGCCCAAGAUUGGUAUUGUGCUUAAACCCUUUAUUAAUAAACUAGAAAUUAGAGUUUGUACAGCCAUCACGUAGAUAAAACUUUUUCUGCCUUUUUUUUUUUUUUACUUUUGGACCCGUCUAUGAGUUGAUUAAUCAAAAUUUUCUGUAAACAUCUUUCAGGGUUCCUUUACAUUUGGAAUUUCCAUACUUUUCCACACCCUACUUUUUGGAAAUACCUACUUUUUUGUUUUUGAAGACAGUAUUUUAGAACUGUGGUAAUAGUCUAGAAAUAUAAAUAUUUUUCCAUACUUUAUUUUUCAUUUUCAGUACUUUUUAAGACCUAGAAAUUGAUUAAAUUUAUUCCACACCUUUUCAUAUUUUCCAUACUUGUGUAGGAACCCUGAUCUUUUAAGUCCCUUUUGAGCAUCAAACAGAAGAUUCUUUGUUAGAUCCUGCAAAAGUCUGUUGGAAUAAACCUUUUUUUUCUUAUUUGUCCCAUUAAAAAAUGAAUUCAUGAAGCGUUAUACCCUAACAGACAAGUAUAUUUCUAUAUUCUCAUACUUCUGUGCUAUUAUUCCAUCAUUGUGGUCAUCUUUAUCCCUCCUUUAGAUCUGACAGACGGCUCUCCCAGUCUGAAGCAGAUGGUUUUCGGCGUGGUGACGGCCGUCGACUUGCUCAACUUCGUCACGGGCCGAGAGAGGAGGGAGCGAUCCCUGUCAGAGUCCACUGACGAGUUGAACUGAAACAUUCAGUACACACUUUAUCAUUUCUUCCACUAAAAAAAAAAAAACAAAGAUAGAAAAAGAAAAACAGGUAUAGAAGUCUUAGAGAUGGCAGAAUCAUAGUCAUGUCAUUCAUUUAGUUUACCAGCUUUAUUCCACUUACAACAAUAUUGAUUUUUUAUGUUUGAACUUGAGUCUUAAAGAAUAAUAAGCAAAAUACGGUUUACCUAUAAGCCAACCUGUGAUGGGAUUACUUGAUUAUUACUUAUUUUAUUUGCUUGUAGUGUUCAUAGUAGAUCUUUUGUAAGUUUUUAACCUGUAGAAAGCUUUAAGUUUUGUAUCAGAGUCUCAAAUAGUCGACUCUGUGUUCAUUUUUUGCUUGUUGGAACAUCCAUGAUUGUUUCACUGUUGCCUUGUGUAUCAAUCAAACUUCAGAAAUAAGACAAAGAAUAGUAAGAACGCCACAUUCAUCUCAUUUAGCAAUAUAAGAUAAGUAUAAGUUGCUGUAUAUAAGCAUAUUUUUCUUUUAAGUGCUGCUUCUUAUUUUCUGCUUCUUCAUUUGUGUAUAUAUGUACACAAAACAAAGAGAAUCUGUGCAAAAUGAAAUCAUAUUUUUUGAAGAAAAAAAAAGAAAAUCUGUCUUUCCCCUCUUUUAUUUCCUACUCAUGGUCUUAUAUGUGCCUGUAAAGUUGACUUGCCUAUUUAAUCUUAGCUCUGUCUGAGAGAAACGUUUUGUAUUGCAUCAUUUUUCCUCAAUGAAUGUGUAUGAUCUUAAAUAAAGUUUAAAGAUACUCUCUAAAG
Messenger RNA from Xyrichtys novacula (pearly razorfish), 11868 nucleotides. NCBI's taxonomy places the organism in Eukaryota, Metazoa, Chordata, Actinopteri, Labriformes, Labridae. The record is from the annotation of a GenBank genome assembly.